UUCAGUGCAGUAGAAAUAAAGACAGAUGGAGAGGGGAGGAGAGUAGAGCUGUGUGAUGUGUUUGGAGGAGGGACUCCAUCAUUUAGAGAAGUGAAGAAGUUCCUCAUUCUCCAGUGAAGAAAGAAGAGAGGAAAAGAGAAGCAGCGGUAAACCAUCAAAACCUCAAGAUGAAAGUCUGUCACACUUUGAUCUGCUGCUUCUUCCUCUCUCUGCAGGAUGGAAACACUGUUCUCAUCGAUCAUUCAAAGAUCAGUGUCUUUUCAGGAACUAAAGGAGGAGAUGUCAUGGUUGAUUGUGGUUUAUUUUCAUCUGGAACAACAAAGAUCUUCUGUAAGGGAGAAUGUGAACCAGAAAACAUUCUCAUCAACACAACAGAUGGCACAGCUCAGAGAGACAGAUACAGCAUCAGACAUGAAGAACGAUCUGAUGGAAGAGUAUCUCUGUAUGUGACCAUCACAGAGCUGACCAAGUCUGACUCAAAACUUUACUGGUGCGGUGCAGGCAGAACCCAAUCUUCAGUUUCAUACGAGAAGGUGGAAGUCAUUGUCAGAGAUGCACUGCUGACUGGAAACCAUGAAGACAAACUGCUCAAAAUGAGAACUGGAGAAGACGUCACAGUUCAAUGUUUCUUUACUUCCUUUGGAAUAUCAAAGUUCUUCUGUAAAGACUCAUGUCAAGAAAAGGUUCUUGUUGGAACAGAUGGUGACAGAGCUCAGAGAGACAGAUACAGCAUCAGAUAUUUAACAGGAACUAGAGGAGGAUCCUUUCUGUUUGUGACCAUCACAAAUCUGACCAAGUCUGACUCAGGACAGUACUGGUGUGCUCUGGACUCGUCUUCACUCACUCAGGACUUUGAGCUCAUUGUUACAGAUG
Messenger RNA from Lates calcarifer (barramundi perch), 873 nucleotides. RefSeq lists its product as uncharacterized. NCBI's taxonomy places the organism in Eukaryota, Metazoa, Chordata, Actinopteri, Centropomidae. The annotation marks the transcript as partial. The transcript is spliced from 3 exons. The record is from RefSeq and is a predicted model, not a curated record.